Messenger RNA from Closterium sp. NIES-67, 2006 nucleotides. The record is from the annotation of a GenBank genome assembly. Lineage: Eukaryota; Viridiplantae; Streptophyta; Zygnematophyceae; Desmidiales; Closteriaceae.
UCACUCCACAGCCUCUCCUCCGUCGGCCCGCAAACAGCCCAGCCAACCAGCAGCAUCCACCAAUCUCGAGAUCACCAGCAGUCCAGCCCGGCCGAUUCCAACCCAUCAGUACCCAACCAAACUGGCCACGGGGGUUCACUCCGAAAACCUCUGCUCCAGCUUUGCAGACAUCAAAAUUGCAGUAUUCCCAGGGCGUACCUUCCUUGAGCAGUUGGUUGCCUGGUUACUAGGCUCUUGCAUUGCGUCACGCAUCACUCUGCUCUGUGUGUGUGAUCUGUCAGCCUCGACUGCUCCGAAAGCAUGGCCGCACAUCUGAGGAGGCGUCUGCCUGCUCUCCUUGCUCGGGCCGCUCGCAGCUCCGUCGCGAUCGCUCAAAGGGAGCUUGCGACGCCGUCCAUAUUGGAGUCGUGCGUUCCAGCCGCCAGUCCCUUCCUCAUGGAUAAGAUGACUGGGGGACCCAGCAUUCCACCAACUGCUCAGCGUGGCUUCGCCGCUUCUGCUGCAGCUGCCUCGAAAUCGAAGAUCGCCCGGCGCGGGCCGGACGGGCGUCAGGAGCCGCACGGCGGGAAGCUGGUGAAUCUGAUGGUGACGGACCAGAAGGAGAAGGAGGAGCUGCUGGCCAGCUGCAAGGGCGUCAAGAUGGACCUCAACGAGCGCCAGUCGUGCGACGUCGAGGUGCUCGCUGUCGGCGGCUUCUCGCCGCUCGAGGGCUUCAUGACCGAGGACGUGUACAACUACGUCGUCGACAACAUGCGCCUGCCGGGCUCGGACCUGCUGUUCGGGCUGCCGGUGGUGAUGGACACGUUCGACCCGUCGAUCCAGGUGGGGCAGCGCGUGGCGCUGCACUACCACGGCGAGGUGUUGGCCGUCAUGGAGGUCGAGAGCAAGUGGCAGCCCGACAAGGUCAAGGAGACCUUCAAGUGCUACGGCUCCUCCUCGCUGGAGCACCCCGGCACGCUGAUGGUGGCGACUGAGCGCGGGCCGUGGUACAUCGGCGGCAAGGUGUGGGGCUUCACCAUCCCCCGCCGCGUCUUCCCUUGCAAGACGCCCGCGGAGGUGCGCGCCGAGCUGGCGCCGCACAUCGACGUGGUGGCGUUCCAGUGCCGCAACCCCGUGCACCGCGCGCACUACGAGCUCUUCUCCCGGUCGCUCUUCGCCGAGAACGUCGGCGAGGACGGCAUAGUGCUGGUGCAUCCGACGUGCGGCCCCACGCAAGCGGACGACGUGCCCGGGCCCGUGCGCUACGAGACGUACCUGGUGCUCAAGGAGGAGAAGCACGACCCGCGCGUGCAGUGGGCGUACCUGCCGUACUCGAUGCAUAUGGCGGGGCCGCGCGAGGCGAUUCAGCACAUGAUUCUGCGCAAGAACUACGGGUGCACGCACUUCAUCAUCGGCCGUGACAUGGCUGGCUCCAAGAGCAGCCGCACCGGCGACGACUUCUACGGGCCCUACGACGCACAGGAUUUCGCCAAGCUGCACUCCGCUGAGCUCGGAAUGGACACUGUUCCUUCCUUGAACCUGGUGUACACAGAGGAGGAGGGGUAUGUGACUGCUGAUGUGGCGACGGAGAAGGGGUACCACCUGAAGAAGCUGUCCGGUACGGAGUUCAGGCGCAAGCUGCGCGCGGGCGAAGACAUCCCUGAGUGGUUUGCCUUUAAGUCCGUGGUGGAGGUCCUCAGGAAACACAUCGACGACAAGGCCUAAAUGAAGAUGGGGCAGGCUGUAGGAGGCUUAACUGGAAGGGUUUCGGGUUUGGCCAUGGUGAUGUGGGUGUCAAGUUUAUGAAGAGAGCGUAUCUCCCUUGACAGUGAAAGGGGCUAGUUGCAUAACACAGGUUCUUUUUUACCCUUCCCUAUCGCGGUCUUUCAAGCAUAUUUGUUAGGUAUCAAAUUACAGAAAAAGCUGUGUUAAAACCCUAGCAUUAUUUCAAAGCCGUCUACGCGUACAGGAUGAAUUACUUCAGACGUUUGAUGUCAGGCUGAGAAAAGCCCAACAAUAUUUUCAGA